This is a messenger RNA of Olea europaea var. sylvestris, 1426 nucleotides long. Its product is annotated as G-type lectin S-receptor-like serine/threonine-protein kinase At4g27290. The annotation marks the transcript as partial. NCBI's taxonomy places the organism in Eukaryota, Viridiplantae, Streptophyta, Magnoliopsida, Lamiales, Oleaceae. The transcript is spliced from 2 exons. Gene Ontology annotation, biological process: recognition of pollen. The record is from RefSeq and is a predicted model, not a curated record.
AUGGAAGGCGUAACAAGAAUUUCCUUUCUCUCAUCUUUAUUUCUCUCUAUUCUAUUAAUUUGUGAUGCAGUAGACACCAUAACUGUAACCACAUCUCUUGCAGAUGGAAACUACGUCGUUUCAUCUGGAGGAACAUUUGAAAUGGGAUUCUUCAGCCCAGAAAAUUCUAUCAACAGGUUCUUAGGAAUAUGGUACAAACAAAUUUCUGUAAGAACAAUUGUAUGGGUGGCCAAUAGAGAGACCCCUUUCAAUGACACUUCAGGAGCUUUAAAGUUGACAGAGAAUGGGAAUUUGGUACUAGUAAAUAGUACUAAUGGUGUUGUUUUAUGGUCAUCCAAUUCCACUAGUGUCUCUAUGAGUCUCGUCGCUCAACUACUCGACUCGGGAAAUCUUGUCAUACGAGGUUCCAGUGAUGGAAAUUACACAUGGCAGAGUUUUGAUCAUCCAACAGACACGGCCUUGCCCGGGAUGAAAAUGGGGAAGAAUUUUGUGACGGGCGUUGACCGGAUUCUAUGUUCGUGGAAGACUAAGAACGAUCCUUCGCGGGGAGAUUUUACUUAUCUUAUGGAUACUCACGGAUAUCCACAACACAUGAUGAUGAGUGGUUCAAGUGUACGUUUUCGAUCAGGACCAUGGAAUGGCCUGUCAUUUAGUGGGUCUCCAGGCCUAAAAAAGAAUCCGAUCUACACAUUUCAAUUCGUGUUCAAUCAACAGGAAGUAUACUAUAGCUUCGACCUCAUUAACCCUUACAUUUACUCAAGGCUCGUAUUGGAUCCGGAUGGAGUUCUUCGACGAUUUUCGUGGAAUAAUAGAACACAGGUUUGGACUAAUUUGGUUAAUGCACCAGCGGAUAAUUGUGCCCUUUAUGGACAAUGUCAUGGAUAUGGUAGUUGUGAUACUAAUAACUCUCCAAUUUGCAGUUGUAUGGAUAAAUUUAAGCCAAAAGACCCAAAAGAUUGGCUCUCGGCCGAUUGGUCAAAUGGCUGUGUUCGUAAAACCCCAUUGAAUUGCAAGAGUGACGGUUUUAUAAAGUAUUCUGGAAUAAAAUUACCCGAUACGAGAAAUUCAUGGUAUAAUUUGAGCAUGUCACUUGAGAAAUGCAGGGAAAUAUGCAUGACUAAUUGUUCUUGCAUGGCUUACUCCAAUAUAGAUAUAAGAGGGAAAGGAAAUGGUUGCUUUCUUUGGUUUGAUGAUCUGAUGGACAUCAGAUAUUAUGGUGGAAAUGAUGGUCAAGAUAUCUACAUUAGGAUGGCAUCCUCUGAGUUAGGCUCAAGUGGUCUGAAAAAGAAGAUACUUAGGGUGUGUCUGGCAUCACUUGGGGCAGUUCUUAUAUUGUUCCUCAUACUCAUCUCAUUCACUUGGAAGAAGAAGAAGGAUAGAGAAAAACGGCAAAAAGUGCAGCAACAGCAACAACUAACUAGAGAAG